CUCCUGCCUGGACCCCCACUCCUGCCUGGACCCCCACUCCUGCCUGGAGCCUCACUCCUGCCUGGAACCCCCCUGCUUCUGCUCCCUGGCUUUUCCCACCCACCAUUAUUCAUCCCCUCCAAUAAAUCCUUUUCAUCUCCUCUGGUCUUGGAGGCGUGGUUCUCUGCUCGGGUCCAACUCGCUCGUUGUAUGACAGAACGCUCUGGCCCGACAUGGACCCGGAGAACUCGCUGUCAAGGCCGGACUGGCUCACUCCACCCGACAUCAGGCAAGUCCACCAAACCUUUCGUCAGCUCACGGUCAAGUACCAGAAGAUACUCAGUCAACUCACUGUUUUAACUGGCCAGGUAUCCCAGGUAGCUCCCGACCCUGCCUUGUUGGUUCAAUACAACCAAGCCUUUCAGGAUGUUGCCGCCACUAAGGCACAAUUAAACCUAAACAUCGCCCAGCUCACUCAAGUUUCCUCAUCUGCAGCCCAGCCCGCGCCAUCUUCCCCCCCACCAGCCCCAGGCCCAGCCAACACCCAGACCCUAACCGACGACACCUCCUCUCCCUUCUGGGGAACCCGGCUAGCUCUCAAACCACCAUCUAGGAAGCAGCAUGUUCCCCGGAGAGGAAACACCCAGUCCCCGCCAAUCGUGGAGCCGGCCUUUGAACGACCUGGCUGCCUAGGACACCAUACCAGGAGGUGCCGUGGCUCCCGCGAUCUUGCCCCAUCACCGCCCCUCUCUGACCCCCCACCCGUUGUCCACAUGUCGUCCGUCCUCCUGACCUCGGCUCCCCAGAACCGGACCCCGACCUCUGCUCUCCAGAACCGGACCUCCGUUCCUCUCAAUCAGACCCAAACCCAAGACACGCCUUGGGACAUCUUCUCCUCCUGCGACGAGCACAGCGUUUAUUUCAACACGUUAUACGAGUUGUGGGAGAAGUGGAGGGAGGAUCCCCAAGACGCAACCAUAACCCUGGGCCGCAAGCUAGCAAGCCAGCGACCCGGAUUAGCCAGCCACUUACCUGAUUACAUCCGUGACUUCUUGAGUGCUCCUCUGAGCGAGCCGCCUACUGGCUCCCCUAGCAGCCAACCGGGCCCUGUCUCCCUGCCGUCCACAGACCCACCUGCCAAGCGGCCGGGCCGUCGAAGACGUGAGGCCAGGAGGCAUCGUGGCCCCCCGGCUCCAGUCUCCGCAGAGGACGACGACGCCCCGCCUCCUGUUCCCGCGGAGGUCGACGACGCCCCGCCUCCUGUUCCCGCGGAGGUCGACGACGCCCCGCCUCCUGUUCCCGCGGAGGUCGACGACGCCCCGCCUCCUGUUCCCGCGGAGGUCGACGACGCCCCGCCUCCAGUUCCCGCGGAGGUCGACGACGCCCCGCCUCCAGUUCCCGCGGUGGACUUCGGCAGCCGUCGAAAGGCUUAA
This is a messenger RNA of Acanthochromis polyacanthus (spiny chromis), 1412 nucleotides long. RefSeq lists its product as uncharacterized. Bases 213 to 1412 code for a protein of 399 amino acids. The record is from RefSeq and is a predicted model, not a curated record. The transcript has 3 exons. Lineage: Eukaryota; Metazoa; Chordata; Actinopteri; Pomacentridae.